AUGCUGAAGUCAUUUUUCGCGGAAGAGCUUCUGAUUCGAGGUCGACAAGUCCCAAACACGCGUACCCGUCCAGUAGUUGCACAACAUCUGCAACACCGACCGCUCGUAGAGGCACGACCCAGCCUGAUGCCGCCGCCGGUCAGGGCUUUUGGACCGGCGCGAGACCCCACGGAUGUCCCUCCGCUUGAACUGCCUCAGGCAGCCGUAGGUGUCGUCGACCGCCAGAUUCUAGGGGUAAAGCGCUGCCUCCAUGGCGCUGACAGUGAAGUUGACUCUAGAAGCUUGAGCAAGUCGGGUCCGUUGCUCCAAGCAUUGCGUUCGAUCGUGUCCUUCGAGAAGGACUCUGACUGGUACUUUCUUCUGAUGCCACGGCCGCUCCCUAGCAGCAAAGACUAUGAGGACGAAAGCGGAUAUCUGAAUACGGCGUCAACCUCCAUCGAUUCACGGGGUUUCUUCAGUGAGGACGAAAAUCACCAGGAUCGUUUUCAAGGUGAAUGCCUCACGCUGGAGGAGGCAUCUCCAGGGUCCAGCCACCGCCUCUCGGAGGGCGGGGCUGACUACGUGCCUGGAGAUUCAUGCUCUCUAGGACUUUGGUCGUUGUCGCUUGUUCGCUCCGGCUACUUCAGCGGAAAGUUUCGAGAGUGGUUUAAAAUAUUACGCCAGGCGGUCCUCACCAUUCAGGACGUGAUUCGGUAUUUGCUGCCUACAUUUGCCAAGAAGGGAACAACCCCGGUGGCUGAGCUGCGCGCACGCUUUUUCAGGCGCCAGAGCGUGGCGCGUCAGAUCUUGACCAGACCGGCGCUUCUUUCCCUCUCCGCCUCUCUCUCUGCAUCGCUGCGCCUCCGGGCCGCUUCUUCCGUCGGGGCUCCGCCGCAUGGCUGCGUGACCGUUUGCGGGACUGGACGCCCCACAUCCGGCACGCCGUCGUCCGCUCUGACUGUAUGUGCGCGCGGCCGCUGCCAUCUGCCUGCGCAUCUCCAGGGUGCAGGUGACCGAGUUUUCUCAACUUUCUCUCAUCCAGCUUGCGUGCCUCCAGGGCUUCAGCUUCCCCCGGCUUUUCUCCUCGCUGCUGAAGGGACUCGCAGCUCCUCUUCUGCCCCAACGAAAGGGCAGCUUCCCCACCCUCCAGAGAGGGCUGCUGGAACAGGCACGCCACGCCGUUUAGUCGCUCCUCUGGUCUUUCCAGCGAAGGCAUGCGCGGAGAUUCGGCCGUCAACGCCCCGCGUGGCGUGUGACGGGAGGAGCUCUGCUGCUGACGCGGGCCCUGACGCGCAAAAAACUGCAUUUCUUUCUUUCUUGAACGGUCUGUCGCGGCCCGGCAGGUUCCGCCGGGGUGCGGCUUGCCUCGACCUUGUGCGACGGUCUAGAUACACCGCAGGAGCGAGCAGCGUACGCGGUCAUGCUCACUGCGCCGCGCGCUCUUCUGCGCCUUCUCAUUCCCCAGCCUUUGUCGCGUCCUCCGCGCGGAAGUUUGGGUCCCUGGCGCCGGCGUAUUCUCGCGCGCUGGCCUUUCGCGCGGCUGCGCGUCCCUUUGCCUCUUGCCAGCGAGGCGCGGCUUCGGCGUCACCGUUUCCCUCUGCCCGGCGAUUCUCAGCGCAGGCCUUCCUCCGCGGGCGCGUCGCCUGCGUCGUUCGCGGCCUACGUCGAGAGCCUGUUGGCUCUGGAGCGCGGGGGGCCGGCAGCCACCAGCGGCGCCUCGCGAGGGAGGCAGAAAGCUUCCUCUAUUCCCUUGCUGCCCGCAGCGCCGCCGACUGCGAGAAAGCGCAGGACUCCGUCGCGAAGGCGGAGGGAGGAGGACCGCGCGACGCAGGCGAGGCGGGUGAGGCAGGCGACGCAGGCGAGAGCCGAGGAGCGGAUGUUCAGGCUCCGCCUCAGGAACCCGCUGAGGGCGCGACGCACGCAGAGAAAGGGGACGACGGCCAGGCUGAGGACGGCGGGUACGCGUGGAAGGGACACUUUUACGUUAGGGGGCCGUGGUACCGCCUGCUGAAGCUGAAGCUUCUCCUCGUCGGCUUCUUCAGGUACCGAAUCAAGUUCGGCGCGCAGCUCGCCCCCCUCGCCGCCGCUGGUCUCCUGCGGGCGCGCAAGAGCCAGAAGGGGACUGGCGGGCGAGGCUCCGACAGCCACGACGAUUGGUUUCUCGCGUCGAGCUCCAGCGCCCUCCCGCCUUCUUGCUCUGUGCUUUCUUCAGCUCCCUCGGCUUGUCGCAGGGCCGCGGACGACGCCGGGACGCGACCUCUCGAGGCCGAGGCGGCGGACUGGGCGUUCCCCGGGGGGAUCCCCGAUAACACCCGACGCGCGAUGUUCAAGGAACAAGCUUUGCGAGAGAGUCUCCCCUGGGGCCUCUUGCAUCCGCACGUGGUGCGCGAGGCGGGGAAAAUCGUCUGCGGAGGCAGCGAGCGCCUGCGAGGCUCCGAGGCGCUUCUGCUGCUCCUCGUGAAGACCUGCGAACGCCCUCUCGACGACCCACAGACCGAGCGGCAGGACGGCGACCCUCCGCGCGUCGCUUCGGUCGGCGCGCCCGCUCCUUCGUCUUCUUCAGCUUCUCUGUGCCUGCGUCUGGCGGCACUCGGUGCAGCUAAGCCGCUUUCGCUCUCGUUGCCGGCGCCGCUCGCCGCGUCGGGGGGCAAGAAAGACCGCGAGAGGCGGCGCGAGGAGGCGCAGCUGUUGCAGAGGCUGCAGCAGGUACGCAUUUCUGCGCGAGACUACUCGGCUUUGCUGCCGCUUCUGAACUUCCAGUUCCCCUUCGAAGUCUUCGAGGAGAAGACGACGGAGGAGGAGAUGAAGAACUUCUGCUUCAACCUCUUCCGCAAGCGACACAUGCGCGGCGAACGCACCAACAGAUACCCGCUGCCACUCUUCGCGUCGCCUGCCGACGUCGAGCGCUCCAGUGGAAGUACACCUGGCGCGCAAGCCCUGCGCAACGAACUCGCGGCGGACUCGCGCGCCCUCCACCUGCAGUGUGGAACUUGCGGCGGACUCGAGAGAGAGGAGACGCAGGCGGAGAGACAAGGAUGUCCUAGCGUCUGCGAGCCGUCACCCGCCCCCAGCACGGCCGCGGAAGACGCUGAGCCGAGUGAGGCGACUGCGGCGGCACGUGGCGUUCGCCCUCUGGAGGCAGCGGGCGGAGACGCGGAGGCAGGCGCAGCCGCGAUGCGAGAGAAAACCGACGAGGCGUCUGCCUCUCCGACAGACACCCAUGCAGACGCUCGACGGAAACCCGUGCGUGAGGGAGAGCUGAAGGCGAGGCACCGCGCGCUCCUGGGGCCGCUUCCUCUGUUCAAAUUUUUUGUGGAGCUGCUGCUGCUGCUGCGGCGCGUGCCUUCCUCCGCGUCCCGGCUCGAGGGGGGUUCGUCGCCCUCGAUUCCCGCGGAGACUCGCUCUGCGGAGGACGCCUCGCGUUCUCUUUACGGCCGCCUGGCGGAGUUCCUGAUCAGUCAGGAGCUAUGCCGGCAGGCGAAUUGGCAGGACGCAUGGGUCGCGCUGCUCAACGCCUCGGUGCAACGCUUCCCCCUCACGUCCGCGGCUGCGCGGCUGGCUGUCGCAGACACCUUCGAGUGGCUCCGAGGCCCCAGACGCGGCGGCGAGGACGCCCUGCUGUCUCCACUCGCCCUGGCGCCAGUCCUCACGCCCGCAGCCUCGGCGCCGCCGCCGCCGCGUGCGCUCCAGGGCCUCAGUCUGUGCGAGUUCCUCUUUCGCGCGCCCUCGGCGGGGGACCAGUCGGCAGCUGACGCGCCACGGGAGAACAAGACAGACAGCCAGAGAGGAGAGGAGGGGAGCGACGCGGCCGCGAAGGCAGGCGAGAGACGCGGCGGGAGCGAAGGGCGGAGCAGCGACAAGAAGGAGGAGACCGCAGGCCGCGGCUCGGGCGCGGGCGACGGGGCCCGCGGGGCCUCCAUGAGGGGGUUGCUGACCCCUCGCGUCGCCGGCCGCCGACGAGGGGACGGCCAGCGAAGACAACGAGAGAGAAGAGAAGGAGGCAGGAGCCGGCGUGGCUGCGCGCAUCGGCGAGACGGAUCUAGUAGCGGACGAAGACGCCUCGAUCUCGUUCAGCUCCAUUCGCGCGACCAUCUCCGACGCCGUCCAAGGCGAAGAAGAAAAGUCUCUUCUCUGGCGCGAAUUCCUGCAGAGCUUGAGGCGGGGCUUGAGGCGCAGCCGCGAAGAAAAGUAGCGACCCCGCUCGGCGCAGAGGGAGUUGAGCAGACUCGCAAUUGUGCUUCGCCAGGGCAGCGACACUUGGCGGUCGCCGAAACUUUUGCUGCGCCGGGUUGUGGUUCUGCGUCGACAGCGGGAGAGGGGAGAAGUUUAUCCUGUAGUUUAGCAGGAUUUGAAGUUGCGGCUAAGAGGCUUCUUGAUCUGCAAUUUUUAGCAUCUAAAGAACUUUAA
Besnoitia besnoiti is the source of this 4386-nucleotide messenger RNA. RefSeq lists its product as uncharacterized. Lineage: Eukaryota; Apicomplexa; Conoidasida; Eucoccidiorida; Sarcocystidae. The record is from RefSeq and is a predicted model, not a curated record. Bases 1 to 4386 code for a protein of 1461 amino acids. The transcript has 7 exons.